This is a messenger RNA of Pungitius pungitius (ninespine stickleback), 723 nucleotides long. Its product is annotated as histone H2A. Gene Ontology annotation, molecular function: protein heterodimerization activity; structural constituent of chromatin; DNA binding. The transcript has a single exon. Bases 265 to 651 code for a protein of 128 amino acids. Lineage: Eukaryota; Metazoa; Chordata; Actinopteri; Perciformes; Gasterosteidae. The record is from RefSeq and is a predicted model, not a curated record. Gene Ontology annotation, biological process: heterochromatin formation. Gene Ontology annotation, cellular component: nucleosome; chromatin.
CAGAUUCAGAUCUGCGGGCCCUGAUUGGUGAAGGACUCCUCCUGGAGCUCAGCCCCGACUCCACAAGCGAGUCUCUGCUGCUCAUUGGUUGAAAUUGGUGAUUUCAAACUGUCCGCCAAAACUCGGAGUGGCGCCCUAUGUGCUCGUGCCUGAAGGCUCUUCUCUGGUUGGUCCGCAUGUCGGGAACCGUCCCGCCCGCUCCGCGGACAUAUAAAGGAGGGUUUGGCUGAAUGAGCCGCACUUUCUUCCCUGAAAUCAUCAACAAUGAGCGGCAGAGGCAAAACCGGUGGCAAAGCCAGAGCGAAGGCCAAGACCCGCUCCUCUCGUGCCGGACUCCAGUUCCCAGUCGGUCGUGUCCACAGACAUCUGCGCAAAGGCAACUAUGCGCAGCGUGUCGGCGCAGGAGCCCCCGUCUACCUGGCGGCUGUGCUGGAGUACCUGACCGCUGAGAUCCUGGAGCUGGCUGGAAACGCUGCCCGCGACAACAAGAAGACUCGCAUCAUCCCGCGUCACCUGCAGCUGGCUGUCCGCAACGACGAGGAGCUCAACAAGCUGCUGGGCGGAGUGACCAUCGCUCAGGGCGGCGUGCUGCCCAACAUCCAGGCUGUGCUUCUGCCCAAGAAGACCGAGAAGCCCGCAAAGUCCAAGUAAAGCUGGAGACAACUAUCCAAACCACAAAGGCUCUUUUAAGAGCCACCCACACUUCUGAAAAGAGCUAUGAUC